GAUUAGCAUAACGUAACACAACACGGAAGCAGAGAUUCUGUGACAUAUUCUUCACUCUGUGUUCGCGAAUCCCAUUGUAUUAGUUGUGAGAGAAUAUGGGAUUUGCGAUCACUUUCACUGCAUUUCUCGCAUCUCUUCAUAUAUGAUGACGUAAUUCAUCCGUUUUUUGUCGAAAAGUGUAACACUUUUAUGAAAAUAGGGAAUGACUUACACUUACACUGUAUUAUACACUGUAUUUUUCAAUAGUGGUUAUCAUUAACAUAGCCUUCAAUGUGCAACAAGUCUAUCAAUUCUGUAUUGAUUUCAUUGCAAUAAUCGCUUUAUAGAAUCGAUUAUAACAUACAAUACGAUCGGGUAUUGUAUUGAAGUGGUCUAAGAGAGGUAUGAAUGACAACAAUAAUAGCAGUAAUUCUUCCGAUUACGACUAUCUCAUCAAAUUCCUGACACUCGGCGAUUCUGGUGUUGGAAAAACGAGUUUUCUCUAUCAAUACACUGACGGGUCUUUUAAUACAAAAUUCAUUUCAACAGUUGGUAUUGACUUCAGAGAGAAGAGAGUUGUGUACAGAUCGCAAAAGAGUGAUGGCAUGACCGGCCGAAGCCAGAGAGUACACCUCCAGUUGUGGGACACCGCCGGACAGGAGAGGUUCCGUUCGCUCACAACUGCUUUCUUUCGAGACGCGAUGGGAUUUAUAGUGCUUUUCGACAUAAGCAGCGAAAAGUCAUUCCUAAACAUAAGGAAUUGGUUGGAACAGCUCAAGACUCAUGCCUACUGUGAUGACCCCGAUGUUGUCCUCUGUGGCAAUAAAGCAGACCUCUAUGAAAGACGUGUUAUAUCCGAAGAAAGAGCGCGUCAAGAGGCGGACAAAUAUGGACUCAAAUAUUUCGAGACGAGUGCAGCCACGGGUCAGAACGUCUCCAAAUCGAUGGAAACGUUAUUGGAUUUAGUGAUGAGUCGAAUGCAAAGAGUGGUCGAAACCAAUCCUCAACUGCCGAACCGAUACUGUAUUAACGAUAAUAUAAAACUAGAAGCAAAUGCACAAAACGAUGAAAACCGGACCUCAUAUUACAGCAAAUACUGUAACUGUUAGCCAAUCGGACAAACUUUUUAAAACAAAUAUCCAUUCCGUAUUAAUUUAUCAUAAGCUAUGCCUAAAAAAUUAUAAAUUAUAUAUCAA
This is a messenger RNA of Medioppia subpectinata, 1175 nucleotides long. Lineage: Eukaryota; Metazoa; Arthropoda; Arachnida; Sarcoptiformes; Oppiidae. The record is from the annotation of a GenBank genome assembly.